Messenger RNA from Sander lucioperca (pikeperch), 4499 nucleotides. RefSeq names its product ly6/PLAUR domain-containing protein 1-like. Gene Ontology annotation, molecular function: acetylcholine receptor inhibitor activity. Gene Ontology annotation, biological process: acetylcholine receptor signaling pathway. Bases 185 to 607 code for a protein of 140 amino acids. Lineage: Eukaryota; Metazoa; Chordata; Actinopteri; Perciformes; Percidae. The transcript is spliced from 5 exons. The record is from RefSeq and is a predicted model, not a curated record.
UUAGAUGACGCGGUACACAUACAGUCGUGCACGUGCGCGUGUGCGCGCGACGGAUAAGAGAGGUGAAGCAUCGCAGGAGGUGUGAGGCUCACUAUGCCAGGCUGCCCGCCGCUGUGCGUCUGCGCCUCAGACCCGGCGAACCUCCGCCUCUCAUGGUUCUUCUCCCGGUCUCAGUCAGCGGACCAUGCGGCUCUUCACCGUCUCUACUCUGCUCCUGGUUUUCUCCAGCUCAGGGCUGGCUCUGCAGAUCCAGUGCUACCAGUGUGAGGAGAUGACACACGACUGCUCCACGCCAGAGUUCAUCGUUAACUGCACGGUGAACGUGCAGGACAUGUGCCAGAAGGAGGUUCUGGUCAAGGAUGAUGGUAUACACUACCGCAAGUCCUGCGCCUCGUCAGGAGCCUGUCUUAUCGCUUCUUCUGGUUACCAGCAGUUCUGCACCGGCAAGCUCAACUCUGUUUGCAUCACGUGCUGUAACACACCGCUGUGUAAUGGACCGCGGCAGAAGAAACGUCCCCAACCGUCAGCCGCCGUUGCCCUGACCACGCCCCAGCUCCUUGUGUUUUCUCUCUACAUCCUCGUCCUACUGUCCUCCACCCUGUGCUGACACACCUUCACACGCUGAGUAAAGAUGUGUAUUGAGAGUGGAGACAACACAAACUGGAACUGUAUUGCCUGAGACAGAGAAGAAAACAUACUGUGAAAUGUAUGUUCUUUGAUGCGUGUGGUACAGUCUUUGUUCUCUUUUUGUUGCAGCUUGCCUCCAAAGGUCAAAUUGGGACAUUUUAUCAUCAUGUGCCACAAAUAUGAUCAUGGUGCAGCUGCAAGGGCAGCUGGGUAAGGUGAGGUGGAGGACAGUGCCGUGGAUGGAACAGCUUCUGGCUGUUUUGUUGGGCAGCGGGUGGCUCAUUCGCAUCUGUCUUUGUUUACUUACACUACAAGGUUAAAAACGACAUAUUGCAAGAAAGAUACUAAGUUUAGAUUCAUCAUUCAUUUUCUGAGCCUUAGGAAAAGCUCUCACAGAUAUAUAUCUGAUUUAUGAUGAUGUAUUCUAAAUCAAUACGUUCCCUGGAACAAUCGCCAAUUUUGCUGUAGGCCUAUUGACGAACUGAAAAAGACAAUGCAUGAUAUGUAUGACAAUGAUACUGUUGUUUGAUUCUGGAAAGAAAAAUGCAGUCAGGAUAAAAAGGUAUUGGAUGAAGAAAAACAUGCUAGUCAUUAUAUUAAAGCCACAUACAGCCCUUAAACCCCUCACAGAUACGUCUUAUUAGUGGAGGCCAUAAAAAGUUCUGUUUUUAUCCUGAAACUUUCCUCCACUGUAACAACCAUUGCUGUCUGCACACAAAUAAUGUACAUAAAGCUAGCACGUUGAAAUACACAAACCUUUUUCAAACUACUUACCACAUACCCACUGCAUCUUUAACGGCUGAAAUUAGAGCAGUUUGCAUUGUUGUGGAGCACCAGCAGUGCAGUGAGCGUGUGGUACGAUGACGGGCAUCUAGACAUCUACCCUAACUCCUGAUGGACUCAGCCAACUUUUUAGAAAGAGCUCUGAAGUAAUCCUUAAAGAUAUGCUAGUUCCCUCCGAUUGGGGAAUAUGUCGUAUGGUAAGGCAUCCGUAUGCAUACCUUAACAGAUUAUUUCAAAGCCAAAUAUAUUAUAACAAGACUUAAUGUGAUGUGCUAUUUAAGAAGUUGGUGAUGUCAAUCAAAAUGUAAUAUUUAGUUGCUUUACAGUAGAGGUUUGGAGGUGCCCUGAACAUUUAAGGUGCCCUGUGGAGUUUUGUGUGUGUGUGUGUGUGUGUGUGUGUGUGUGUGUGUGUCCUCGAGGUCUAACUAACAUUUGGAGAUUUUUCAGACCUACAUUGCUAACAUCUAUGUCUAUACCAGCUAACCGUCCUCCUCUGCCCCAUCUUUGCUAACGCAUUGCUAAGUUUCUGGCUUUAGUGCCACCAGCUGGCAGUGAGUGGAACAGCAUGAAGCAGCAGGACAUCACAUACAGUAGCUUUCAUGUCAUGAAUGGAUGUACGGUAUUAAAAGAACUGAAAACCAAAUUGUUCUAAGAUGGCCCCCAGGUUCAUAUUAAAGUAUGUUUAUCUUAUUACACGCAUUGUUGAAUACCUGAUUCUGAUUUGUCAAUCCCGGCAUUUUACGGUGUGCUAUUCCUAUAUAACAGACCGUUGCUAAGUAUAUCAGACCGAUGCCAUGGACGGAGUUCUGUUCAAAGACUCUGGCGGACCAUUUUUAAAUUAAUAAAAUCAUUUUUUAAAAUCAAUAUUUGUGCUCAUGCCGCUGAACAGCGGAUCACAAAGGCAGAGGGAGGGUGGAGGAAAUGGGGAUCGCUAACAGCGCUAAUGGCAAGCCUUAGUUAGCUCCAUGGUUAGCUCACUCACCAGGGAGACCUGGCUUCUGCCGGAGAGCCGUACUCAUCAGCGGUAAAGUUUGUCCUGACCGGGAAGCAGGCGCUAUCAGCUGGUAACCUCUGUAUGAGUAACCGUGCAUAAUAAACUGUGUAAUAAGCGUGAUAAUGUGGAGCGAGCCGGUCAUCGAUGCGAAUUGAACCCCUUCAGGCUGAUUCAAGACCCCUCCACUUUGCGUUGAGGUCCUGCAUCACCCUGUUGGGGUUCUAAUUUAGAAUAAUGACAUAAUGAUGAAUGACAAUUUAAUUCAAGCCACAAUGUUUACCUAAACUUAACUAAGUACCUUUUUGAACUUAACACUGAUUAUUACCAAAUGAAAUCUGUUUGUGUCUAAACCUAACCAAACCUUAGCCUUGUCACACCAUAAAACAGAUUUAUUUUAUAACAAUGAUUUAAAACAGUUUUGGAAAGCACCCAUGAUGUUGUCCUGCUGAUAGGGGUGUCAGAUCAGAAAAUGCUUCCAUGGGCAUGGAUGAACAACGUAUUUUGUCAUCUGAUUUGGAAAAGCUGCUGUCACAUUGUCACUCUUACAGUGUUUAAUGAAUGAACUAUCCAACAACAACAUGCAGGAUACAACUACUUUAUUUUUUUAUGUUAGUUAACAUAUUAACCUCAUGCACAUGGAGACAUUUACACCAUUGGGACAUGUGAUUGGUUAUUUAAGGCAUAGAAAAACACACUUCAUUCCAGUGAAAGUUGCUCACUGGGUGCAUACACUGGAAAAGUGUUAUUAACUUACUCGGGCUGCUGCACUUUUUGGCCCAUUGAGCAUAAUGACUUCCUGCUGGUUUCCUGAAAUUAUUUACUUAUAUAUUUGAAAUGUGAUGAACCUAAAGGCUCAAAUUCUGAUGAUAUAAAGAGUGAUUCUGGAGUAUUGUAAUUAUCAUUUUACAUUCCUUUGCUUUUGUAAUGAAUGUGUAUAGGCAAAAGUAUUAUUGGGCCAGUGCCCGUCAUGUGACCUGCUAUUUCAACUGUGGCCACUAAGCCAAAAUCGCCUUACAGCUCAGUGCUGUUCCUGGGAGCUUGUUGGAUGCACAUUUGCAAUUUCACCCUCUGCAGUCAACAAGAUAUACAUGUGUUGUAUUUGAGUGUAUACAUGUCAUGUGAUGUUUGCCCACGAGAUGCAAACAUCAUAAGACCCGCACACCAAAACACUGUGGGUCUUCAUUGCCUGAUAGCAGACAGAAUUGUCAACUUGUUACUCUUCAGUCUGACAUUGCCUCCACUCUAACCGAUUUUUUUAUCGCGGUCCAGGAUUACAUUUUUUCCUAACCAAUCAGUAGUCGACACUGAUGCUAAACCAAUCCAACAUACUGGUUUUGCCGUUGUUAUUAAGUGAAAUUCUGCCAAUUUUCAACCAGCUUUGUGUCAUUGCAGUGUGGGCAGUGUGUGCAGAUAAACGGUGUGUCCCUCUGUGUUGCCAGCACGCCCUCAGCUCCCCACUUACUCACUGGCGGGGGUCUGCUGGUUAACACAACGCAGACCUUUCCACCUGCAUGUACUAAUACAGUAUAAUAUAGAGCUGGUUGAGGAUCGGCAAAGUUUUCCUUUAAUGGAGCGAAGCAACAACAAACUACGAUGUUGGGAGAUAUUGUAAGACAAGUCUGUAAACACAGCUUGACAACACUUUAAACAGCGUUAGUCCCACCCCUGGUGCUGAUUGGGUCAUCGUUAAUACCCCAGUGGCGCUCGUUGGAUCGACAGUUUUUCAAUCGACAAACCGCCACUUCAUGUCACAAUGCCAGACAAAUCAGUCAACUGGGGGAUGUGGGCAGAAUCAAAGGUCUGGACCCAGGCAAGGGUCUUCAUGCUAACUGAAUAUUUGAGCUUUUUGUGUUUAUCAUUUUCUGACUUGACAACUAUUUCAUACUUGAGUCCCCCCAUGAAGCUUGCUAUUGUGCCAAAUUGUCAGCUGAUUGUGAUCUGUUAGUGAAAUUCUGGAAUUAACACUUUGUACUGUGUUUACUGUGUAUAAGGAAUGUCUCUUUAUUCGUUUCUGAUGGCACGGCACAAGCAUCCCUUGAGACUUGUUUUUACUGUUCACUUUGUUGCAUUAAAUUGUACAGCACAUUAUACUUCA